AUGUUGUCGGCGCCUUUGCAACAGGCUACAGGACGAUUGUGUCGGAGUUUAGUGACCACUCAAUACGCGUCAAAAGUUGGUUGGCUGAUGACGCGCUUCUUUGUCACGCAGGCGCCAGGCAGCACACUGGUUGAGCAAAUAUCGGUGAACGCCAUCUGGUUCCACGAGGCAAGACACGAUGAGCAAGAUGCACCCUUGAUGAUUUGGUUCCAGGGAGGCCCGGGCGGCAGUUCUCUGCAUGGCAUGCUUUACGAGAAUGGACCCUGCCUAAGCGAUGGUGCCAACGGGACCGAGUUUAACCCUAAUUCGUGGACGGAACACUUCAAUAUCAUCUACCUCGACCAGCCUGCUGGUGUCGGGUUCUCUUAUGUGGAUGAUUAUUCCGACAAGACAUCAUAUCCCUCCCGCGCCGAAGAGUCUGCUGUCGAUGUUAUCAGCUUCAUAAAGCUCUUCUACGAGGCUUUCCCCGACUUCGCUGACGCCGACCUGCACCUGGCGGGAGAAUCAUAUGCCGGAAGAUACAUCCCGUCAAUUGCAUCGACAAUACUUGAGUACAAUGACUUUCUGACUUCAGCGCCUGAUAUCAAGGCAGCUCUGGCCACCAUACCCUUGAGGUCGUUGAUGCUCGGCAACCCAUGGAUUAGCCCCGCCGAGCAACUAGUCUCGAUCUGUUGA
Messenger RNA from Colletotrichum aenigma, 675 nucleotides. It is a transcript of the gene kex1, whose product is annotated as Pheromone-processing carboxypeptidase kex1. Gene Ontology annotation, cellular component: fungal-type vacuole. The record is from RefSeq and is a predicted model, not a curated record. Gene Ontology annotation, molecular function: serine-type carboxypeptidase activity. The transcript is spliced from 3 exons. Lineage: Eukaryota; Fungi; Ascomycota; Sordariomycetes; Glomerellales; Glomerellaceae. Gene Ontology annotation, biological process: proteolysis. The coding region runs from base 1 to 675 and encodes 224 amino acids.